AUGGACCCCUCACCCCAGGCGGGCUCCAGCAGUGUCACCGUCGAGUAUACUGAUCCCUCCGGUCUAUUCCCCACUGUUCAGUCCAUCCUUGCAGAUAAGCUACCUCUAAAGAACCUCCACUGGAAGUCCCCGACCCGCCCUGUUCGAUCCAUCGAGUCCCUCCGUAUCGGCUUCGUCCCUGCCCAGCAUGAAUCGGACGAGCGCAAGCCCUCUACCGACACGGCCAGUGCCACCGUGACGCACCGGCGACACCAGAUCCCAGGCCUACGCCAGACCCCCUACUUGAAGAUCUACUUGCUCCGCUGUGACGACAACGAUACCUACAAGGCUACGGCGCGGAAGGCGCUGCGGGAUUGGAUCAAAUCCCAUUCCACGACCUCCUCGUCCAGCGCAACGUCCACUAGCCAGGAGAAGCACGAUGCUUUCGACUGGCUCAUUGUACAUGUGGUGCAGGACGGAGAGGGGGCGGAAAAGUCCGCCCCUUCUAAAUGGGGUCGCACAACCACCACAGUCCUUGAGAAGGUCAAGGCCGACUUCAACGGAACUUCCAAGUCCUCCACCAUCGAUCGCGUAGCUCAGCUGCGCCUCCCUAAGCAGGGGAGUAAUGCGAAGCCACCUGAGCUGGUCGAUCAGAUCGAAGACUUGGUUGAGAAGCUGAAGAACGCAAUCCUGGCAUCCUUUGACCUUCGCGUCGCGCAGUAUGAGGAGGACAUCAAAGAGAAAGACUCGCAGCGCAGCUUGCCUGGUUGGAAUUUCUGUACUUUCUUCAUCCUUAAGGAGGGUCUAGCUAGGGGCUUCGAAAAUGUGGGGUUGUUCGAGGACGCGCUGCUCGGCUACGAUGAACUUGCGGUCGGUUUGGACACCGCGAUACAAGAACAGCUUGAAGGAACUGGAGAUCAACAUGGAGGUGCAUUUCUGACUUACAGCAAGGACUGGAAAGACAAGGCAAAAUCGGCUCUGGAGUCUGGAGGAGAAGUAGCACGCAAGGACGAGGGCGAGGAAGAUGAUGAGCCAGAACCCGUUCCGGAAAUUGCAAUGGAUGACUUUCCCAUAUCUGCAACAAAAAAGCCGUAUCGGGAGAUGAUACUGGCCAGUGAUAUCUCUAUCUUUGAUUUCCGCACUUAUGUCUUCUCAAGACAAUUGACAUUACUGCUUAGGGCGGCAAAGGCUCCUUCCUUACUCAGUAAGGAAGCAGAAGCAGCUCCACAGUCGUCCAAGAAAGACAGGAAGCCGGAAAAUCUACUGCUUCUCUCCGAAGCUUGCCAGAGGGCAACCGAAUUCAUUAGUCUUGCGGCGCGGACACUAAGGUUCGACCUUGAGACGGGACUGGUAGAUGUCGAGGAUGCUAGGAAGUCAGAGGUGGUGAACAAUAUCGUAUCAUCAUGGGCCUAUGCUGCUGCCUCCCAGGUGCUUUCUCAGACCUUUACUCCCGCCCUUACACUUCCAGAGUCCUCACUGCAUGCUGUCAACAAGCCAGCAGAAAUUGCUACACAUGCUGAGGGCCACCCACAGCUUCCCAGGCGCUCAAGUUCGCUUGCGACUCCUGCAGCUACGCCUCAGCCCCGGCGUAUGACAACCUCGGGCAUUUUGCCUCCAGAUGCCCUUUCGUCUGUCCACGCUCGACCGGGUUUUGAGGGCCCCAAGCUUACGCCCAAGACCGGAUCCGAGCAGUUAGCUUCUGGAAGAGCGGAGUUGCUCCUGAUGGCUCGCCGACUCUUGGAGGAAAUAUCUGCAAGAUUUGGCUGGAAGGAGACUUGGAACGAUCUCCAUCUUCUGUUCAAUGAUCGAGGAUCGGAUGCUGACGAUAUGGCUGAAGUAUCGCUUGAUGACGAGACUCCACAGACAGCAGAUAAGUCUGGGGAAACCAAUCUUCUGUCUGGUAUCGAUCUUCCUGGCUUGAAGCUAGCUCUCCAGUCCAGAAAGGCUUUCCGUGUGCAUUAUGAAGAUCUUACAGAUCAGAUGUACCGUCACCACAUCGCUGCAAAUCGGACGUACUCAACCCAGGCCGCACUUGCUGACAUGGCCCUCAUACGCUACAGACAGAGCGACUAUGGGGCGGCAGCGUCUUAUUUCCAUCACAUUGCUCCGUUUUAUGGCAGUAAGAACUGGGUUGUGCUAGAGGGCAUUAUGUUGGAAAUGUAUACUCGGUGUCUGAAAGAGCUUAAUCGCAGUGAAGAAUACGUCCGGGUGAUCCUCCGUCUUCUCGCAAAGUUUGCCAGUUAUACAGAGUCCAACCUGUCGAAGCGGCAGAAGACGCUAGAUGCGUCGCAUAUCUUUGCGGAAAAUGCAUUGAUUUCUGAGUACGUCGAGGAGCUGUUCAAGGCAUCAGGUUCCCUUCAGAAAGAAGUCAUAGCCCCCAUGACUGAUUUCUUUGCGGAUAUCAACGUCAAGCCUGCAAUCUUACACUAUGCGGACAAGGAUGGGUUCCAGCUUCAAUUGUACCUACGCUUUUGUUUGGGUAAGCGCAUUGAUAUUGAUUCUAUCAAGCUGCGAUUGGUGGGUGCGCACAACGCUCAGAGUAAUGAGCAUUGGCUAGAGGCUCCUAUCAAAAUGACCAUCAAGUCGUCGUCGACGAGAGUGUUGGUCGACUCUCCGAUAACACUGCAAGGUAAAUACUUCGUGGACCGCAUUGAAAUGCGAGCGAAGAAUAUUGUUUUCCUUUUUGGAGGCGGUAAGCAUGCGUCCCUGCCAGUGGGAUUCAGGGAGGCCGAGGCCGAGGAAGAGGAUAGUCGGCCAUUCAUUUACUGUUUUCCGCCACCGGACGGCCUUCAGGCAAAGAUCGUGUCACCGCACUUUGUCAAUUUGGAGGAAUUACGAACACUAGAGCUGGAAUUCAGUAGUGGAUGGAAUGACAUCAAGAGCGGGACUCUUCGAGUGAGACCUGCCACUGCUGGUCUUCGAUUGAGAACGACCGAAACCGAACUGGUAGAGGGUGACAUAAAGAUCGAAGCCCAUAAUGACUCGGGAAACAUUGAGUUCACUCAGUUGAAACCCAACUCGUUCGUUCGGUUCCGGAUCCCUUACACGGUCGAGGAACACCACCCGAUGCUCUCUGCAAGGGCCGAAGUGUCAUACGAGACAGAGAAGGGGCGGUUUACUUAUUCCUCGGUGCACAACAUCAUCUCAGGCUUGCCAAUCAGUGUCAACGUGCAGGAUGUCUUCAAGGACAGUGUGCUAUUCUCACGGUUUACCAUCAGUCCGGCUAUGCUGAUACCGCUCCGGAUCUUAAAUUGCCAAAUCCCAAGCUCAGACAUCUAUGAGGUGCAGUCGAGUAUUGGUGAUUCUGUGGCACUGAAUGUAUUUGCCAAACAACCCGCAUCUCUUCUCUACAAGAUUCGACAGCGGCCAGACAGCGUUCCCACUCCGGGAGCAAGACGGUCCCUGCGACUAAGCGUCGAUUUUACUUGCGUGGACGAUGAAUGUCUAUAUGCAGUCGAGCAGACAUUUAAGUCAAGCAUUGCAGCUAGCGAGUUUCAUCAGUACACAAGCUUGCUUACAUCCCACAUUGUUGAGACCGUCCGCUCACAGCUGUCGACUUCCGACAUGGAAGUUGUCGGCCUCGUUCGAGAGGUGGAAACACUGCAGUAUGCGAAUGCGCACUGGGAGACAUUGCUGAGUGCGUUGAAGGAGCCAAUGGAUGGACUGAAGGCCUGGCUUAUGAACUGGCAUAAGAAUCACCCGGUCAUCUGCCUCCCAGACUCUCCAGCCGUACGCAGCAGACACAUCGUCAUCCCCGUUGACAUCCCGGAGAUUCAAGUUGUGCACACAGCCGAGCUCCGCCUCACCAAUCUGGCACAGCAGCCUCCCCAUGCGGCAGUUGGGCAGAUGAUUGCUGCAGAACUCAGCAUACGUCAUACACGACGGUGGUGCUCACCGGAGCAUCGCGAGAACGCAGGCGGUCCGCUUGACUUCUCGUACGAGAUCCACGCAAAUCCCGAAACAUGGCUCGUUGGCGGGCGACGUCGCGGAAACUUCACCGCCGAAGAAGGCGAGACCAAGACCUUUGCGAUCAUGCUACUCCCGCAGAAAGCCGGACACCUCCUUCUUCCGGGUUUAGAGAUCAGGUCCUUUGUGCCACCAUCCCCAACAUCCUCAUCGUCUCUGCCCCAGCCGCAGCCUCAAUCUUCGACGACAGCUACCGGAGCCCAGACGAUGAGCCCCAACCUUGGACAGCCCGUGACAGCUGGGUCCAUGACGGCCGCCGCCGCCGCCGCCGCAGCGGCAGUGGCACCGCUGCAGCGCCGACCCAUUCCGUGCGAGGUUGACUACCGCAACCACGGCGAGACCGUGCUGGUAUUACCCGAUCUCCGCACGACGACAGUGAGCCUGUCACUGUCGGGAGGCAGUCAUGGCGGGGCGUGGUUGAUCGAUUCGGAGCGGUUGCAUGUAACGAGCUCAUAGAGUACAUUAAUUCCCUACAUAGCAUAGCUUAGAAGCCAGGUACAAUGCAUGUGU
Molecule: messenger RNA, 4455 nt
Organism: Aspergillus eucalypticola CBS 122712
Lineage: Eukaryota; Fungi; Ascomycota; Eurotiomycetes; Eurotiales; Aspergillaceae
Product: putative TMEM1 family protein
Exons: 4
Coding region: 1-4401 (1466 amino acids)
Biological process (GO): intra-Golgi vesicle-mediated transport; early endosome to Golgi transport
Cellular component (GO): TRAPPII protein complex
Source: RefSeq, a predicted model, not a curated record